Messenger RNA from Phacochoerus africanus (Common warthog), 1029 nucleotides. RefSeq names its product small nuclear ribonucleoprotein U11/U12 subunit 35 (gene SNRNP35). Gene Ontology annotation, molecular function: snRNA binding; mRNA binding. Gene Ontology annotation, biological process: mRNA splicing, via spliceosome. The record is from RefSeq and is a predicted model, not a curated record. Lineage: Eukaryota; Metazoa; Chordata; Mammalia; Artiodactyla; Suidae. The transcript has 2 exons. Bases 168 to 908 code for a protein of 246 amino acids. Gene Ontology annotation, cellular component: precatalytic spliceosome; U12-type spliceosomal complex.
GUUCCGGUCAGGCGGGCCGGAAGAACCUUCCGUCGCUCCAUGCUCGGCAUCAGUCUCCAUGGGAAAGGAAGCCCGAGUCUUCUGAAGUGAACCGGAGCGGUUUAGUGGGAGCGGGGCCCGCUCAGGCGAGGAGGACCAGGGAAUUCCGCCUGGACAGUGUGUCGAACAUGAACGAUUGGGUGCCCAUCGCCAAGGAGUACGACCCACUUAAAGCUGGCAGCAUCGAUGGCACUGACGAAGACCCACACGAUCGUGCAAUCUGGAGGGCGAUGCUGGCACGAUACACCCCCAACAAAGGCGUCACAGGAGACCCCCUUCUCACUCUGUUUGUGGCCAGACUCAACCUGCAGACCAAAGAGGAGAAGUUAAAGGAAGUGUUUUCACGCUAUGGGGAUAUCCGGCGGCUUCGGCUGGUGAGGGACUUGGUCACGGGCUUCUCAAAGGGCUACGCCUUUAUCGAAUACAAAGAGGAGCGUUCUCUGCUCAAAGCCUACCGGGACGCUGAUGGCCUGGUCAUCGACCAGCACGAGAUAUUUGUGGACUAUGAACUGGAGAGAACCCUCAAAGGGUGGAUCCCUCGGCGAUUGGGAGGGGGUCUGGGGGGGAAAAAGGAAUCUGGGCAGUUGAGGUUUGGGGGGCGGGAUCGGCCUUUUCGACAGCCCAUUAACUUGCCAGUAGUUAAAAACGACCAGUUUCGAGAGGGAAAGAGGGAGCGGAGGGAGCGAUCUCGAUCCCGGGAAAGACACUGGGACUCCAGGAUGAGGGAUCGGGGCCAUGACAGGGGCCGGGACAAGAGGUGGCAGGAGAGAGAACCAGCAAGGGUGUGGCCUGAAGGUGACUGGGAGAGAGAGAGGGACUUCAGAGAUGACAGGGUCAAGGGGAGGGAAAAAAGGGACAGAAGUAAGUAGACCCCCCCCAUCUCCCACCCCCCUUGCCAGAGGAAGGUGCAUCAGUAAAAGUUCAGGGAGAACUACCUCACUUGUAUAUGGAUUCUAAGUCCAGGGGUGGAAUAAAAUGUACUGAUGAUAA